Molecule: messenger RNA, 375 nt
Organism: Spinacia oleracea (spinach)
Lineage: Eukaryota; Viridiplantae; Streptophyta; Magnoliopsida; Caryophyllales; Amaranthaceae
Exons: 3
Coding region: 1-375 (124 amino acids)
Source: RefSeq, a predicted model, not a curated record
AUGGCCACUGUUAGGUCUUUAUUUGCUGUGGCAUCUAUUGAAAACUGGUAUGUUCAACAAAUGGAUGUUAAAAAUGUCUUUUUGCAUGGAAACAAUUUGACUGAAAUCAAUGCAGCAAAAACAUUUCUGUCAAGUCAGUUUCACAUGAAGGACAUGGGUCUAAAGUUGCCUAUGGAUAGUCAUCAAAAACUCACUGCUGGUGUCGGUGAACCUCUUAGUCAUCCUGAAAUGUAUGAACAGCUGGUUGGAAAGCUCAUUUAUCUUACAAUUACCAGACCUGAUAUUGCAUACACAGUGCAUGUGCUCAGCAAGUUUAUGCAUGCUCCUACUUCUGUUCAUCUUCAAGCAUCUAAAAGGGUACUCGGAUAUCUAUGA